AUUGUUUUACGUAACCUAUAUCAUGUCAGUUUCUCUGUCUUGGUCCGCGCGCUAAGACUUCUGUUCUUGUUCAUUCUAGUGGCACUUGCGGGUAUAGAGACUCAGCGCAUCUAUGAUUGAAUCAUCGCUGUAAAAGAGGUUUUUUUCUACUGUGAAGUUUGGAUCGGUGCAGACAUGGGAGAUCCUUCUUUACAAAGGGACUGUCCACUGGAUUGUAAGGUCUAUGUUGGCAAUUUGGGAAACAGUGGUAACAAAAAUGAGUUGGAGAGAUCGUUUGGAUAUUACGGUCCACUCCGAAGUGUUUGGGUGGCCAGAAAUCCUCCGGGCUUUGCUUUUGUGGAGUUUGAAGAUCCAAGAGAUGCAGCCGAUGCUGUGAGAGAGCUUGAUGGAAGGACAGUUUGUGGUUGUCGAGUGAGAGUUGAAAUGUCCAGCGGUGAAAAACGUUCUAGGUAUCGAGGACCACCUCCAUCUUGGAAUCGCCGUCCACGUGAUGAUGCGAGACGUCGCAGUCCACCUCAACGACGCCGUUCUCCCAGGAGGCAGAGCUUCAGUCGUAGCCGGAGCAGGUCCCUGUCCAGGGAGAAGAGAAGAGAGAGGUCUUUAUCCCGAGAUAGAACCUAUAAACCUUCUAGGUCUUUCUCAAGAUCACGCAGUCGUUCACGAUCCGCUGGAAGGAAAUGAGAUGGGUCAAUGCAGCCCUGUUGAGAAAAGUGUGUACAGGCCCUAUCAACAUAACAGGAUUAUGGAAAAGAAUGAUGGAUGCGGGUGUUUUUUUUUUUUUUGCUCAUGAAGUAUUUUAAAAUGUCUUGUUCCCUUAGUAUUUUCCCCUAAGGUAUCUGUACUUCAGUGGGUAGCAAGGGCUUUGUUCUGCCUGAAUGCCUGGACUGUCAUUUUUAGCUUUUUAGGCAGUGAAACCUCUGAAUGGAAUAACUCGUGUCUGACUUAGACGAUCGGUUGUAACCAGUUUUGUAUUUUUUGUUUGUAUUCGAAUUAAACAAAAUUCUUCACUC
Misgurnus anguillicaudatus (oriental weatherfish) is the source of this 1010-nucleotide messenger RNA. It is a transcript of the gene srsf3a, whose product is annotated as serine and arginine rich splicing factor 3a. The record is from RefSeq and is a predicted model, not a curated record. NCBI's taxonomy places the organism in Eukaryota, Metazoa, Chordata, Actinopteri, Cypriniformes, Cobitidae. Gene Ontology annotation, molecular function: RNA binding.